CUUCAAUAUUGAUUUAUUUUUUAAAAUUAUUUGGUAACCUUAAAAUCUUAACCUUUUCUGCUUUUCCCUAUGAAUCUGAUGCCGCGAGUUUGGAAAUUGGAGAUUCUUGUGGUUGCAUAUCCGCGUGCUUAUUCGCUGAUGCAGGUCUGCAAUGGGUCCGAAAUUCAACUUAAUUUACGAUUUUGCCUUUGGGAUUCCAUGAGUGAGCCUUUGAGGAUGAGAAUAAGCCACGUUACAGGCGAUGGAAUAGGAGCGGAAAUGAAAGAGAUGGAGAUAAAAACAAGCACGCUAGGGUUUCUAAACAACCAAAUCUUGUUCAAUGUUACUGUGCGCUAUGCCGGUGUAAGUAGUUUUCUGUGGGUGGAAAAAGAAGAGGUUGCCGUUUCUGUUUUCUUUUUUAUCCGGUUUAAUUCUUACAGGAAUAAAAAGAAAAAAAGACAGUAGUCCGUAUUAUUUAUUGGAAAUUCGUGAGGCUGCGGUGCAUCCUCGGAAUAAUAAAAGCACAGUGUUCUGGUUGGGGGUUUAAGUAUCUGUUGUGUGGCUCUGGUUCUUCUGUUUGCCCUGGCUGACAUAUAGAAAGAACUAUUGAAGCAGCUGAGCCACUUCUCCUAUGCGGACAUCUUCAGAUAUCUCUGUAUCACACUCACCUCCUUUAUCUCACAUGAAUGCGCCCAAGAUCAUUGCAGUUCAGUGAUCCAUUACAAUUUUGUGUGCCUGGGUUGUUUUGUACGAUUGGGUGAUUUCUCCUGUCAAAAGUAUUUGCUUUAUGACACAUGAUUAUGGUACAAAUUGAAGUAUGUUUUGUGAGUAUGAGAAAUCACCAAUAUCUUGAUUGUUUUGGUGUGCAUUGGGUUCAUGGAAUUGUACUUCCUUAAUAAUGGAUGGUUCAUCUGAGUCUGAUUGGCAUAACUCAAACAGUUCCAGAAAUCUGAGAUUGGUUCAUGGCAGCGCUGUGAGGUCAUCUAGUAAUGCAUUGCCUGAUUCCGGGCUUAUCCCAACAAGAAAGGGAAGAGAGAAAACACUGUUGCCUCAUAUGAAUCAGCCUAGAGCCCACACUGAAUUUGUGAAGGGGGAGGUAGUGCCUAAUAGAGAUGGCAGGGUGGUUAGUUUGAGAAAGUUGCUGGACAAUCCAGAAAGAACAGUUGACGCUUUUGAGUGUUUGCACAUAUUCACUCAAAUUGUGGAGAUUGUUAAUGUGUCACAUUCUCAGGGAAUUGUCUUUCACAAUGUACGGCCGUCUUAUUUCAUUUUGUCGGCAUUCAACCGUGUUGCCUUUAUUGAAUCAGCAUCCUGCUUUAAUUCCACUCUUGGUUCUCUUGAAGAUAGGCUAAACAGCCAAGCAGCACAUUUUGAGGGUUCACAUUCACCUUCGCCUCAUGACUCUGAACUUGAAGGAAAGCAAUCUGUAGCCCAAAGAUUGCAAGUUCAGAGGAAUCCUACCAUUGCUUUCCCCAUCGUUACUGAAUCCAUUUUCCAACAGCAGAAACCAUGCCUGGCCAUUAAGAGCCAACAAAUCGAGGUAGAAGAGGAGGAGAAGCAUUCUUUCCCCAUGAAACAAACAGUGCUUUUGGAAGCCAGUUGGUACACUAGCCCAGAAGAAGCUGCCGGUGCUCCAAGCUCUUGCGCCUCAGACAUUUAUCGACUUGGAGUCCUCCUCUUUGAGCUAUUCUGCACCUGCAGCUCACCGGAAGAGAAAAGUGUCACUAUGUCUAGUCUGAGACAUCGAGUCCUCCCUCCCCAGUUGCUUUUGAAGUGGCCUAAAGAAGCUUCAUUUUGCUUGUGGUUGCUGCACCCUGAGCCCAGUGGUAGGCCAACUUUGGGUGACCUGUCACGAAGUGAGUUCCUUAAUGAUCCGAAAGAAUAUCUAGAAGACCGUGAAGCAGCAAAUGAGCUUAGAGAAAAAAUAGAUGAGCAGGAAAGGCUGUUGGAGUUUCUUUUGCUUAUGCAACAGAGAAAACAAGAGGCUGCACACGAUUUGAAUGAGACCGUAUCUUUUCUUUCUGCUGAUAUAGAAGAAGUUACUAAUAUGAAGACAACACUGCGGGUAAAGGAAGGAUCUGAUCUUGAAGCAGGUAAGGAUCCAGCUUCAAAUAGGAAUAAUAAGGCUGAUGAUGAUGGGAACACAGGAUCUAGAAAGCGAUUCAGGACAGGCAUUGGUCCCUGCUAUUCAGAGGAGUCUGGCAACCAUGUGAAUGAGUAUCAGACAUCAAGGACACUUGUUGAAGAUGAAGGGACUUUUCUCUCCAAAAAUUCCCGUUUGAUGAAGAAUUUCAAAAAUAUAGAGUCAGCUUAUUACAUGACAAGACGCAGAUGUGUAAAACCAAUCGAUAAACCAUUGAGUAGACAUUCUCAAAUAGGUAGUGAUGGUAAGGUUUUAGCCUUAGCUACUGAUAGGAGCUCUGUCAGUAAUUUGUCAUCAAAGGGAAGCUACUACAAUAAGGGAACACAGAGUGGAUGGAUUAAUUCGUUCCUAGAGGGCCUGUGCAAGUAUCUCUCUUUCAGUAAGCUAGACGUGAAGGCAGACUUAAAGCAAGGGGAUCUUCUAAAUUCUUCAAAUCUUGUGUGCUCUCUGAGCUUCGACCGUGAUGGUGAUUUUUUUGCAAGUGCUGGUGUAAAUAGGAAAAUCAAGGUCUUUGAUUACAAUUCAAUCUUAAAUGAAGAUCAUGAUAUUCAUUAUCCCGUUGUCGAAAUGGUUAGUAAAUCAAAGCUAAGCAGUAUUUGUUGGAAUAGCUAUAUCAAAAGCCAAAUUGCUUCGAGUAACUUUGAAGGUUUAGUGCAGGUAUGGGAUGUCACAAGAAGCCAACUUUUCAUGGAAAUGAGAGAGCAUGAGAGGAGGGUCUGGUCCGUGGACUUCUCAGUAGCAGAUCCGACUAUGUUGGCCAGCGGCAGUGACGACGGUUCUGUUAAACUGUGGAACAUCAAUCAGGCAAUUAUAUAUUUUUGAAUUUUGGGGAUGUCAUCUUUGAAACCAAGUACAACAGCUUUGUCGUUAUUUUCAUGGUUCAUAAAGGUUCUUGUGAGACUUCCUUCAGUGUGAGGCAGAGAAAAAAUACCUUGAGGCUUAAGUGUCAAGAGAAUUUUAGGCAUUAUAAGGGUGGCAGUGUUGGAACCAUAAAAACAAAAGCAAAUGUGUGCUGUGUUCAAUUUCCCUUUGAUUCUGGUCAUUCCCUUGCAUUUGGUUCAGCAGAUCACAAGAUCUAUUACUAUGAUCUACGGAACUCUAAAGUGCCUUUAUGCACUCUAAUCGGUCACAACAAGACGAUAAGCUAUGUUAAGUUUAUUGAUUCAACAACACUUGUGUCUGCAUCAACAGAUAACACAAUAAAGCUUUGGGAUUUGUCAAUGUCCACAUCUCGAACUAUUGAUUGCCCUCUUCAGUCAUAUACUGGACACACGAAUGUAAAGAACUUCGUUGGCCUAUCUGUAUCUGAUGGUUACAUUGCAACCGGUUCAGAAACAAAUGAGGUUUUUAUUUACCACAAAGCUUUUCCAAUGCCUGCAUUAUCUUCAAACAAGUUUACUAGCACAGACCCACUUUGUGGAGAUGCAAUGGAUGAUGCUUCACAGUUUAUCUCAUCUGUUUGCUGGCAUGGUAAGUCAUCCACCUUAGUUGCUGCAAACUCAAUGGGUAAUAUGAAGAUUUUGGAGAUGGUUUAGUGCGUUCAAUAAUCCCUGGAGGCGUAAGAAGUAAGAACUAUGUUGCAAGAUGGGGAUUGAUCGGGGCGGUAAAAAGGAAAAAAAGGAAAUGUAAAUGCCUGCAAUCAGAGUUCUUGUGGCAUCUGAGGUGAAAUUUAUAGUAGGAACUGUAGGCUACAACAACAAAAAUGCAGUAAAAAUGAUUUUUUUAACUAGUCAAUAGUGCGAACCGCUAAUUUGGGAUAUGAGAGAUUUUAGUCUUUUAGAUAACACUUAGGAGUGGCAAUGCUGAAUAUGUAGUUUUUAGUCCCAUUUGGAAGUUUUUUUUACUCGACUGGGAAUGGCUCAAUGAAGUGAGAGACAUAAAUGUUGCUUGCCUAGGCAGCCUAGACAUGAUAGUUUCUGUCACUUCAAUUUGUAGUAAGAGAUUAGUUCCAUUUUUAUUUGUACUAAGAGCAGUUCCGCUGCCAAAGGAUGUCCAAAAAUUGGUACGACAGGUCAAAGGAAUGAUUGAUUCGUGGAUUGUCCAACCUUUAUUUAUAGUUUUUGAUCUUUAUUCCACUUGAGUUUUAUUAAUUCAAUAUACAAAACACGACUUCCU
This is a messenger RNA of Cuscuta europaea, 4237 nucleotides long. The record is from the annotation of a GenBank genome assembly. NCBI's taxonomy places the organism in Eukaryota, Viridiplantae, Streptophyta, Magnoliopsida, Solanales, Convolvulaceae.